Fomitopsis serialis is the source of this 1970-nucleotide messenger RNA. RefSeq names its product Sodium/hydrogen exchanger family-domain-containing protein. Gene Ontology annotation, cellular component: early endosome; late endosome; fungal-type vacuole membrane. The transcript is spliced from 5 exons. Lineage: Eukaryota; Fungi; Basidiomycota; Agaricomycetes; Polyporales; Fomitopsidaceae. Gene Ontology annotation, biological process: sodium ion transport; vacuolar acidification; proton transmembrane transport. The record is from RefSeq and is a predicted model, not a curated record. Gene Ontology annotation, molecular function: sodium:proton antiporter activity. Bases 99 to 1913 code for a protein of 604 amino acids.
AGCUCCGCCGCUGUGCCCCCACUGACAGCGAGCAGCACAGUGCCUGUACUGUAUGCCCACUUAGACAUCUCCCAGCUUUUGGAUUUACUCGACUGCCGAUGGGCUAUUAUACCUUCAAACACACCCUGUUCUUCAACCUUUUGCUGCCACCAAUCAUCCUCAACUCCGGCUAUGAGCUGAAACAGGAAAACUUCUUUCGAAACUUUGGCUCAAUCUUGACCUUCGCAUUCCUCGGGACCUUCAUAUCGGCGGUCGGUGUCGGCGUGCUGGUGUACAUCUACUCUUUCUUAGGCCUCGAAUCUCUUGAAGUCGGGCUGAUAGAAUGCCUAAUAUUCGGUUCAACGCUAUCCGCGACGGAUCCGGUCACUAUUCUUGCCAUCUUCAACCAGUACAAGGUUGACCCCAAGCUGUACACUGUCAUUUUCGGCGAGAGUCUGCUGAAUGAUGCAGUCAGUAUUGUCAUGUAUGAGACACUGACUCAAUUUCACGGAACGGAGAUCUACGUCUCAUCCCUUUUCCACGGGAUCGGUAUCUUCUUGCUGUCCUUCAGUGUCUCAAUGGCACUCGGCGUCGUCUUCGGUCUCGGAAUGUCGCUCAUCCUGAAACACUCGUCCCUAAUGCUGUAUCCCUCGAUCGAGUCGUGCCUCGUCGCACUCUCCGCCUACACGUGCUACUUCUUCUCGAACGGCAUGUCCAUGUCCGGCAUUGUGUCGCUGCUAUUCUGCGGCAUUACGCUGAAGCACUACGCCUACCACACCAUGUCGCGGCGGACCCAGCGCGCGACGAAGUACAUCUUCUCGACGCUCGCGCAGCUCUCCGAGAACUUCAUCUUCAUCUACCUCGGGCUGUCGCUCUUCACGAGCCCGCCGUCGUCAGAGAAGGUCACGAACUACGUCAAGCCACUGUUCAUCACGAUCACGACGGUCGCGGUGGUCUUCACGCGCUACGCGGCGGUCUUCCCCUUGUCCGAGGCGAUUAACCUUUUCCAUCGGCACGUUCGUGGGCAACGUCAGGAAGAGCUCCCGCAUUCGUACCAGAUGAUGCUCUUCUGGGCAGGCCUCCGCGGUGCAGUCGGUGUGGCGCUUGCGGCUGGGUUCAAAGGCGACAACGCACAGACAUUACGAACCACUGUUCUUGUCGUGGUGGUGCUUACCGUAGUUGUCUUCGGUGGCACUACGGCGCGGAUGUUGGAGGUUCUGGGCAUCCGAACAGGGGUGGAGGACGAAGAGGCCAGCAGUGAUGACGACGAAGACUUCCCACUUGGCCGGACUGGGUGGUACAACAGGCGCAGCUCCCGGUGGAACACCUUCGAGGAAGACACCAGUGUGUUCGCGACGCAGCAGGCAGGGCUCUUCCACAGCCCGCGCCUCUACAACCACCAGAUCCAGAACACGCCCCUCCCCAAUAGCAACAACAAUAUCUUCUCCGCGGCAUCUUCCGAUUCACUGGAGUCGGAUGCUGAGGUUCUCCCACUGGCGAUGGCGCCGACGAACGGCGCGGCGUCUCCGGGUGGACGACGCAAGUCGCGCGAGGGCCCACCAGUCGCUGGGCCGUCCAGCGGAGGGGUGGAUGAUGGGAAAUGGUUCCAACAGUUGGACGAGCGGUACCUGCUCCCGCUCUUCUCGAACGCAACCGCGAGCCGCGUGUGGCAUGCGCGGAAGGGUCGACGGACGUCUGGCAUGAGCACGACCAACGGGACGCGACUGGGCACGCCUGUCGAGUCCGACGAAGAAGCGGAUGACAGACCGGAGGUCGACUUGACGGCCGCGGCGACUCGCGCGGCGAACGCUGGCGCGGAACCAGCACGCAGCCAAUCCGUUAUCGACAUCGACCAGAGCCGGAUCGAGCGAGGGCUUGCGAGCCCCAUGCUGCGAAGAGACAGCGAGGGCCAAAACCGCGAUCGGGAGUCGUAGAGCAUUCUAGUGCGUCGUGUCUUGUUGUCUUAUCUUAUUCUUUUGUGCUUUGGUUUG